Beauveria bassiana ARSEF 2860 is the source of this 1059-nucleotide messenger RNA. RefSeq lists its product as uncharacterized. The record is from RefSeq and is a predicted model, not a curated record. The transcript has 2 exons. Lineage: Eukaryota; Fungi; Ascomycota; Sordariomycetes; Hypocreales; Cordycipitaceae. Bases 1 to 1059 code for a protein of 352 amino acids.
AUGCGAUCAGAAAUUCCCAAGGCUAUAUUGGCCUUGAUCGGCAGCACGACUGCCUGCAUACACGGUGAUACUCUCCAUGCUCGUCGGCUUGGACCAAGUCUUGACUGGUCAACUCAAUAUGUGCCUGCCAUGUUCAGGAGGCAGAACCAACAGAAUCAAGUCAACAUCUUCUUCGGCCGCAUUCAAAAUGUCGGAGCUGAGAUAUAUGGCUGCUACGCAGGUGGUUCUGAUGAUGCCGACAAGAUACCUCAAGGAAUUCAGCCCAGAUCCGUCAACUUGAACGGCGAGGCGUUCGAUCCAAACCUCAAUCUGGGCGUCAUGGUCUACUACAUAAAAGCAUCCCAGAACUCGGUCUUUAUGUUUGACACGUCGACGGCAAAGGUUCUUGCUGAGAGCUGCAACCAAGAGUUGCAGCAGCAAACAGGACUGGGCAUUGACAUGAUCAUCCUCAGCCAUGAGCACGGGGACCAUGUCGCCGGGCGCAAUGCAAACAGUUUGAAGCAAGUCCCGGUCAUGGCACAAUCCUCGCUCGUACAAAAAUUGGGGGCCAGGGGAGGCGAAAAUGUCCCCCUGUCGAGCGAUCAAUCCUUCACCUUCCAGAUGCAGGACGGCGUGAUGAAUGUGACGAAUGUCCAAGCCCACACGAAGCUGGGGACAGUCGCCAUGAUAAACGGAGUCGCACUUAUGGGCGACGAACUUGAAAGCACUGUCAACUUUCUUGUUAGCAGCAACACCCAGCGACAGAGCAAUCAACUGCAGAUCAGUCAAAGCAUACUGGGGGAGAAUAACAUCCAAACGGUCUUGCCAGCUCACGGCAGCGGAGCGGCCAUGUUCGCUGGACAAUUCAGCCUGCAACUUUUGCAAUCGAAUCAAAGGUACUUGGAGCUCAUGGCCACCAAUCCGCAAUCUGUCUGCCCACGAAACGGAAACGGGCGGCAGCUGGCUCAAGCCAAAGCCCAGCUCGGACGACAGAUUGGUGUCGGGGCAAGUGACAUAACAGACGCUUAUUUCGAAACCCACAUCAAUGAGAAUUGUCAGACGGUGGGUGCCAGCGCAUAA